UACACGGACAUAACUAAUUCUAUAAGGAUCGAAGGAGAAACUCUCCGACAGGUUUUCUCAAAAGUGGUAUACACUCACAAAACGGAAGGGUCCAUACUUGACAAUCAAAUAAAGUUCCCCUCGUCUGCCUUGCGCCAACUUGAUUCACUCGUUCACGCAAAUUUCUUUCGGGUUGGGUUAUGUAAAAGACCUUCCUAUUUUUUACGGCCCACCCAGCAAGAAAAAUCCGGGAUCACGUUCCGUUCCGAGGUGCGACGUAGAUUUUUAUGUAUAACUUAGUCACGGCACCGCAUUCUUUUAUCUGGUACCUUCUUUUUAUAUCGUUUUACCAUGGCCAACAAUACUAAAUUUGUUGCAGUGACCCACGCAAAACAUCACGAUUUACAAGCACUGACACCGGUUCACUUGCCAUGUCCACAGACUGGCCGAUCCGCUUUAUAUUUUCAUGACGACGACGAUCAGUCCAUUUAUGAAGCGCAAAAGGUGACAGGCGUUGGACGCAAAACCUCUUGGCUCAUUGAUGAGAUGUUAUACAAAGACGGUUCCAUACGCCAUAUCACGCACGUCGAUCCGCUAUUUAUUACAUUGCCUAUUCUCGAAAACGCGCGAAAACAGUCAGGAGACAAGUUCAGGACGCUGGAUGAUAUAUUCAGUAGUGGUAGCAACAACAACAACAACAACGACAACGACGACAGCGAUAAUGAUAAUGAAAACAACUCGAUAACGUAUUUACUACGCUUGAAAGGACUGCAGCAGCAGUUAUUACAUUUGUGUGACACCAAAGAAAUUGCGACAGAUAUGCAUGUGUAUCGUCUGAAUGAUGAAAAGGCUUUGGCCUGGUUACAGAAAAAAGUGGAUCAACUGGUUCCCAAGUUUGCCUCCAUUCCGCUUUUACAAAGUACAAUCGCAGAGGAACUGGAAAAGGCAGCGACGGAUAAAGAAAACCAAGAUAUAUACCGACAAGAAGCUGUGUAUCUGUUAUCCAAAUACCUGAGCGAGUCUUGGUUCAAGUCUCUAUUGAAGCAUUUAGAGUAAGUCGAUGUUCAUACACACAGCAAAAAACAUACAAGAAGAGAAAAAGAAAACAUCUAUCGCUCUCUCCUCUUACCGUGUUUCUUUUGACGUACGACAGAUUGAAGGAAAUUGAAGUGGAGCAGGAAAUGGGAGAUAUCACAAACUAUUUCACCGGAUCUACAAGCACCUAUUUCAAAGCUGCACAAACAUCUGCUGCUGUCACGGCUUCAGACGUUGCUUCUGAUACAUCCCCAUUGA
Messenger RNA from Zychaea mexicana, 1272 nucleotides. Its product is annotated as ribonuclease H2, subunit B. The record is from RefSeq and is a predicted model, not a curated record. The transcript has 7 exons. Gene Ontology annotation, cellular component: nucleoplasm; ribonuclease H2 complex. Bases 331 to 1035 code for a protein of 234 amino acids. Gene Ontology annotation, biological process: RNA catabolic process; ribonucleotide metabolic process. Lineage: Eukaryota; Fungi; Mucoromycota; Mucoromycetes; Mucorales; Lichtheimiaceae.